AUGACUGUUCAAGAAACUACUAUCCCAGCCACAUUCCAAGGUUUUGGAGUUGACAAGCCAGAAAACUGGAACAAGCCCAAGUUGGUGGAAUACAAGAGAAAAAUCGUCAACCCACACGAUGUUGUUGUCAAGAACAUUGCCUGUGGUCUUUGUGGUUCCGACAUUCUUACCUUGAAAGCCGAUUGGUCCCCAUUGCUCAGAAACGAUGCUGUCGUAGGUCACGAAAUUAUUGGCCAUGUCAUCGCCAUUGGUGAUAAAGUUACCCAAGUCAAGAUUGGCGACAGAGUCGGUAUUGGUGCAGCUUCCAACUCCUGUAGAGAUUGUUCCAGAUGUACCCACGACAACGAGCAAUACUGUGCCGACGGUGCUGGUACUUACAACUCGGUAGAUGCUGCUGCUGAAGACUACAUCACCCAAGGUGGUUACUCUUCCCACUCCAUUGCUAACGAACAAUUCGUAUUCCCUAUUCCAGAAGCUAUGGAAACCGUACAUGCAGCUCCUUUGAUGUGUGCUGGUUUGACUGUCUACUCUCCAUUGGUACGUAACCUUGGUACCGAUGCCAAGGGAAAGACGGUUGGUAUCAUUGGUAUUGGUGGUCUUGGACAUCUCGCCCUUCAAUUUGCCAACGCCCUUGGUGCCAAUGUUGUUGCCUUUUCUAGAACUUCUUCAAAGAAGGAACAAGCUCUCAAGUUGGGAGCUCAUGAAUUCAUUGCUACUGCUGAAGAAAAGGACUGGAAGAAGAAGUAUGCCGACCACUUCGACUUGAUCUUGAACUGUGCUUCUGGUAUCGACGGUUUGGUUCUUGACAACUACUUACAAGUAUUGAAGGUCGACAAGAAGUUUGUCUCUGUGGGUUUACCACCAACCAAGGACAACAUCCAAGUGUCUCCACACACCUUCCUCCACCAAGGUGCAUCUUUUGGUUCGUCUUUGUUAGGAUCUAAGACUGAGGCUUUGCAGAUGUUGGAAUUGGCUACUGCAAAGGGUGUCAAGCCAUGGGUUGAGGAAAUCCAAAUUGGUGAAGACGGCUGUCACGAAGCGUUGACUAGAUGUGACAAGGGUGACAUUAGAUACAGAUUCGUGUUCACCGGUUUUGACAAGGCUUUCACUGCCUAA
Scheffersomyces stipitis CBS 6054 is the source of this 1116-nucleotide messenger RNA. Its product is annotated as NADP-dependent alcohol dehydrogenase. The transcript has a single exon. Lineage: Eukaryota; Fungi; Ascomycota; Pichiomycetes; Serinales; Debaryomycetaceae. The coding region runs from base 1 to 1116 and encodes 371 amino acids. Gene Ontology annotation, molecular function: alcohol dehydrogenase (NADP+) activity; zinc ion binding. Gene Ontology annotation, biological process: alcohol metabolic process. The record is from RefSeq and is a predicted model, not a curated record.